This is a messenger RNA of Perkinsus marinus ATCC 50983, 1479 nucleotides long. RefSeq names its product hexose transporter, putative. Gene Ontology annotation, biological process: transmembrane transport. Lineage: Eukaryota; Perkinsozoa; Perkinsida; Perkinsidae. Gene Ontology annotation, cellular component: membrane. The transcript has a single exon. Gene Ontology annotation, molecular function: transmembrane transporter activity. The coding region runs from base 1 to 1479 and encodes 492 amino acids. The record is from RefSeq and is a predicted model, not a curated record.
AUGUUCUCUACUGCUACUACUGUUCUACUGCCUCCUCUAUCAGGAGAUCCUUUCGCUGUGUUCUGUGCGUGUGCAUCCAUGUUAGGCCCUCUAACUGUCGGGUUAGGUUUAGGCUUCACUGGCUCCACCAUAGAUACGAUGCGAAACUCGGUCCUGGCACCAAGUGGUGCCCAUAUAGAUAUUGGUUCGUCAUCCGAUCUUCACGUAUUCACAUCAACAACCGUCUCUAGCGUCUUCAGUGCUGCUCUUACUCUUGGUGCUCUCAUCGGUACACUCUCUGGUGGUCCAGUAGCAGAAGCUACUGGUCGCCGACUUGCCUUACUCAUAUCGUCCCCUCUCAGUAUUGGAUCAUAUCUGGCCAUUGCCCUCGGACAUAGUCCUUAUCUGCUUGUCGCGGCCCGAUUAGUAGCUGGCUUCUCAAUGGGUAUCUGCUCAUUCGUAUCAUCAGUCUACAUCAGUGAGGUCUCUCCAAACAAGCUUCGUGGCUUUCUUGGUGCCUGUACACAACUAAUGAUGGCUGGUGGUAUCACUCUAGUAUAUGCUAUCUGCUUGGGAGCUAGGACCAGUGCUGGUUCACUUGAUCCUUUGGCAACAUCUUCAACCUUUUGUGACUGGCGACUAGUAGCAUUCAUCUGCAUUAUUCCUCCAAGCUUGCUCUUCUGUCUAAUGUUCUUUGCGGUGGAAUCUCCAAGAUGGCUCGCAACUCGAGGUCGUACCGACGAAGCACGUGCUAUUCUUUUGCGACUUCGGGGUUCAAACGAGGAUGACAAGAGUCUGAUAGCUGAAUUGGAUGCGCUCGAGUCGAUCGUAGCAUCUCGUGGUGAGAAAGAUGGUAUCAAGGCCAGAUUGUCGGUACUGUGGUCUUGCAAAAGGCAAGCAGUAAUUGCCGUAGCUCUCAAUGGUCUCACACAAUUCACAGGACUCAACGCUCUUGCAUUCUACCAAACGACGUUCUUUCUUGAAGCUGGAUUGGAGAAUGCAGACGUCCUUGCCUUGACAGUACAGCUUUCCACUGUUAUUGCGAAUGUUGUGGCUUGCUUCUUAAUGGAUCGUAUGGGAAGGAGGCCUCUCUUGAUAAGUAGCAGUAUUGGGAUGUGUAUAAGCCAGAUUAUGAUAGCAACAUUUUUCUAUGAGGAUAAUGUUAAUGGUCAAGAAGAUCUUGCCUGGUUAAUUCUGUUGGGAUCGUAUUGCUAUCAGAUUACUUAUGCAUGGGGUGUGGGUCCUAUUCGAUGGAUGGUCGCUGCUGAGUUGUUCCCCGAUGAAGCUCGUGGUUUGGCAUCCAGUCUCGCCACCACAUCCAAUUGGUUCUGUGCUUUCCUCUUUAUACUCUUCCUUGAUACGGUCAUUAAUGCGACAUCUCUCCAAGCAGUGUUCUACUUCUUUGCUUGUGUAGCAGCUUGUAUGACAGCUUUCGAAUGGUACAUGGUACCAGAGACUAAGGGUAAGACUCUGGAAGAGAUCCAGAAUAUCUUCUCAUGA